UCUAGUCACUUCCUGCCUUGUGACUGCACACCCGGGUUUGACAAAGUUGUUCUGCAGAUCAGAAAGAAGGGGGUUUCUGGUCACACGCCAUUACCACUGAGGACAGUUUCUCUACAAGAUCUGCUGCCUAAAGCAAUAAAAAUGGCCAGAGGAUCAGUGUCCGAUGAAGAAAUGAUGGAGCUCAGAGAAGCUUUUGCCAAAGUUGAUACCGACGGCAAUGGGUACAUCAGCUGCAAUGAGUUGAAUGACUUGUUCAAGGCUGCUUGCUUGCCUCUGCCUGGGUACAGAGUGAGAGAAAUCACAGAAAACCUGAUGGCUACAGGCGAUCUAGACCAGGAUGGGAGGAUCAGCUUUGAUGAGUUUAUCAAGGUUUUUCAUGGCCUAAAAAGCACAGAGGUUGCCAAGACCUUUAGAAAGGCAAUCAACAAGAAGGAAGGGAUCUGUGCAAUUGGCGGUACUUCGGAGCAGUCUAGUGUCGGCACCCAGCACUCCUAUUCAGAGGAAGAGAAGUAUGCCUUUGUCAACUGGAUAAACAAAGCCCUGGAGAAUGACCCCGACUGUCGACAUGUUAUUCCAAUGAAUCCAAACACAAAUGAUCUCUUCAGUGCCGUUGGGGAUGGCAUUGUCCUUUGUAAAAUGAUCAACCUAUCAGUGCCAGAUACAAUUGAUGAAAGGACAAUCAACAAAAAGAAACUCACCCCCUUCACCAUUCAGGAGAAUUUGAACCUGGCUCUGAAUUCUGCCUCAGCCAUUGGAUGCCAUGUGGUUAACAUUGGGGCUGAGGACUUAAAGGAGGGGAAGCCUUAUCUGGUCCUGGGACUUUUGUGGCAAGUCAUCAAGAUUGGAUUGUUUGCUGACAUCGAACUCAGUAGAAAUGAAGCUCUGAUUGCUCUUUUGAGAGAAGGGGAGAGUCUGGAGGACUUGAUGAAACUCUCCCCUGAGGAGCUCCUGCUGAGGUGGGCUAACUACCACCUGGAGAACGCAGGCUGCAACAGGCUCAGCAACUUCAGUACUGACAUCAAGGACUCAAAAGCUUAUUACCACCUGCUUGAGCAGGUGGCUCCAAAAGGAGAUGAAGAAGGUAUUCCUGCUGUUGUUAUUGACAUGUCAGGACUAAGGGAGAAGGAUGACAUCCAGAGGGCAGAAUGCAUGUUGCAGCAGGCCGAGAGGCUGGGGUGCCGGCAGUUUGUCACGGCCACCGAUGUUGUCCGAGGGAACCCCAAGUUGAACUUGGCUUUCAUUGCCAACCUUUUUAACAGAUAUCCUGCCCUUCACAAGCCAGAGAACCAGGACAUCGACUGGGGGGCUCUUGAAGGUGAGACGAGGGAAGAGCGGACAUUUAGGAACUGGAUGAAUUCCUUGGGCGUUAACCCUCGAGUCAAUCACUUGUACAGUGACUUAUCAGAUGCCCUGGUCAUCUUCCAGCUCUAUGAAAAGAUUAAAGUCCCUGUUGAUUGGAACAGAGUAAACAAACCACCAUACCCCAAACUGGGGGGCAACAUGAAGAAGCUUGAAAAUUGUAACUAUGCAGUGGAGUUGGGGAAGAAUCAAGCUAAGUUCUCCCUGGUUGGCAUCGGGGGACAAGAUCUCAAUGAAGGAAACCGCACUCUAACAUUAGCCUUGAUUUGGCAGUUAAUGAGAAGGUACACGUUGAAUAUUCUUGAAGAAAUUGGAGGCGGGCAGAAGGUCAAUGACGACAUUAUUGUCAACUGGGUGAAUGAAACACUGAAGGAAGCGGCAAAAAGUUCAUCCAUCUCUAGUUUCAAGGAUCCAAAGAUUAGCACAAGUCUGCCUGUUCUGGAUCUCAUUGAUGCCAUUCAGCCAGGUUCCAUCAACUAUGACCUUCUGAAGACAGAAAACCUGAAUGAUGACGAGAAACUCAACAAUGCAAAGUAUGCCAUUUCUAUGGCCCGAAAAAUUGGUGCCAGAGUGUAUGCCCUUCCAGAAGACCUGGUCGAAGUGAACCCCAAAAUGGUCAUGACAGUGUUUGCUUGCCUCAUGGGGAAAGGAAUGAAGAGGGUGUAAAUCCCAGUGGGGAGGCGACACGCACGUUCCUGAUUGCUCAGCCUGGGAUGCCUACAGGAAGCAUGAGGAUGAUUGAAGCCAUUCCAGAGUUUUCAACUUGGUGACAUUAUAUAGGAUUCCAAAAAGUGUAUGUUUGUUAAGCCAGGUAGCCUUUCCUGUAUUUAACAAAAAUGCUUCGUUCUUUGCAAACGAACAGACAAAACCCUCUUACAAAUCUUUGUUAUCGUUGAAUUUAUUGCUUCUUGAAAAUCUAGAGGAAAAGGAAAAAAAAAACUUAUCUUCCAGGCACCCUUCCUGCUUUUGCCAUUAGUCAAGUAUAGUAGCUGCAGUGUUAUUAAUUUUAACAAUAUUUCAAAGCAGUUUAAUUUGGCUGCCUUUUUUGUUCAAGGUGAGAGCCAGGAGGGGGGACUCAUCCAACCAGUCCUAAAGCCUGUUUCUGGAGGCCAGCAUUUGCUCUGUUCCAGGCCUCUCCUCCUGCUCCCCUUCUCCUACAGUCUUGUCAGAACUACGCCUUCUCUGUGGCCCACCUCUGCUGUCCAUCCUCAUGUUUGAGCAUCUGACAGAUCAGUCAGGCUGUUGGGGUCCCAAGAGUCAGUGGUGACUUGCAGAAGUAAGACAUCCUCAGAGCCUCUCCUCAGAACUUGUGUCCCAAAUGUCGUAAGUUUUGGUUUUAUCAGCCAAUAGGAAGCUUCUGUUUUUUAACUCUACUAUUUGGGCUCAGACCAGGUCUAACAUCUUGAAUACUGUGCCUUCAGAGAGAUUCUUUUUUAACUAGGCAGGUUACAUCCAAGGAAGGUGUAAUUGAGUAUCAUACCACUAGGGGGCAGUGUGGAGCCACAACAAAGCCUCUAUCCUUCCAGGUCCUGCCUCGCCGCCCGUUUAGUCCUGCAUGCUAGAUCUCCUUGUGGUGUAUGGCUAACUAUCUGGUGACUGGAAGCAAUUCAGCUCGACUUUCAUUUGCUCUUAGAUCUUAGUACAUCUGAUUGCUGCAGGCCAUAUUCUCAAUGUUUACUUUUUUGGUAGUGUAGAAGCUUUUGCCACCCCCAAGCUCAAGGGGGCAACAUGUGCCAAUGAACAGUGCCCCCACCACACCCCCUGACAUCCCCCCCCGCCACAGAGUCAUAUACAUAUGACAUUUAAGAAUUCUGAAACAAAACCAGAGGAGCAGUGUGAAUUUGAGCAGCCGUAAUAGAUGAUAUGAUCUCCGUGAAAACCUACCUAAGGCUAAGAAGAAACAGAGCCUUGUGAACCAACACUAGACUGCCUCCGUCACGGUAACAGGGCUCAUCAAUGAGGUAUCCUCUUCAGGGACGGCAUGUAAUGGAACUUAGCCAUUUUUCAAAGCAAUUGAGAUGACUCGCCCUGGAUCUAUUCCUCCGCAGCACGUUCGAGAAGCCAGUCUGUGGCCUCUCCUAGCUCAUGAUCUGUAUUUCUGCUGUAUCUGAAUACAAAGUGGUUGGCUUCAUCUUAGACUGAAUUUAAUGUAGCCUCAGAUGAUUCUCCCCCACCUGCCUCCAGGAAGACUGUUAACUGCCUUAAUGGAAAAUGAAGAUAAAGUAAUGCUCAAGAUCUCUCCAAAUAAAAUGUUCCCUUUAUGA
This is a messenger RNA of Callorhinus ursinus (northern fur seal), 3623 nucleotides long. It is a transcript of the gene LCP1, whose product is annotated as lymphocyte cytosolic protein 1. The record is from RefSeq and is a predicted model, not a curated record. Gene Ontology annotation, cellular component: actin filament bundle; cytoplasm; actin filament. Gene Ontology annotation, biological process: actin filament network formation; actin filament bundle assembly. Gene Ontology annotation, molecular function: calcium ion binding; actin filament binding. Lineage: Eukaryota; Metazoa; Chordata; Mammalia; Carnivora; Otariidae.